AUGGAAGAGGAAAACCAAGAUCGAACUUUUGCAGUUUGGCAAAUGUUUAAUGUGCCCACAAUGGUCUUGUUCAAUAAUUUAGAUCAUGCAGAAGAUGGUCUGGAUCGAUUGUUAACAUCAAUAUUAAAACUCUCUGGAGACCGAUCGGAAGUAUUAGUACCCCGUCCCGGUUGUUCAAAGUGCCUAGAAGUUUAUUAUUCUGCCUUCAAUACAUGGUUGUUGGGAAGACUAUUCUUUGUGUGUUCUGUACCUGAACUUCAAAGAAUUCACUCUGCAAGUAAAGAUGCCCAAUUAAAAGUAUUAACUGUGUUAUGUAUGAAUAAAGCAUCAUUUUUUCAUAAGUUACAUGAAGAAUAUUAUUCGAUACUGCAAAAACUAACACAGUUCUAUAAGGAAUUUCCUAAAGAAAAGACUGAAGUAGUACUUAAGAACUUUACACCUGACAAUGUUAAUAUUCCACAAGUAAACCUUAACUUGGAGCCAAUUUAUGUCUGCAUCAAAAAUAUUGAAACAUGUAAAAACUUAAUAGACAUAGUUCUACAACUGUUAUCAGAAAGCAUCCCCCCCACCCUGAUAUAUGAAAAGAAAGUGGUGAAUAAAAACUUAUUUCAUUUAGCUUUGAAUAUGUUGGAACAUUUCAGUAUUGAUAUUAAAAUAGUAUGUUUUAGAUUUUUUGUUGAACUUAUAUCCAACAUAAAAAGUGUAUCUAUAAUAGAUUUUCAUUUAGAUUAUGAAAGUGUACAAUUAGAUUUUUUGCAUCUAAUAGAAACAUUUGUUCAAUCUGUUGCUGUUUUAUAUGAAAAAGGAGAAAUUAAUGAUAGGUACCUCAGUAGUUUAAAUUUAUUACUUCUUAAGUUAUUGAAAAUUAUACACCACCACCUUGAUAAGAGAAAUCUAGACAUAAUAUUAAAUAUCUGUACAAUAGUUCUAAAAAGGACAAAUAGCAAAUUAUUUAGUAGAGACUUGAAAUUAUUUUGCUUAUCUCUAAGCAACAUUGUAGAAUUUCCUAAAGAUAUACUUGAAAUUCAAAACCGAGAUGAGUGUGAAAUUGAAAAUUUACAUAAAUAUUAUACAAAAAGCAUAUUAGCCACUUUAUCUGAUGAAACAAAUAAGGCUGUGCUAAAAGAAAACUGGUUUUAUAAUGAAAUAAUAGAAGUUAUAAAGUCAGUAAAGUUGUGUGAAGAUUUACAUGAUGAAUUUAUAACCACACAUCAUUUACAAAGAUGUAGAAUUGCAUUAAAAUUAUUGCAAUAUGUUCAUGGUGCAUAUAGAAAACAAACAUGCAAAGAAUUUGAUUUUUUAAAUAAAGACAUCAAAAGAUCUGUAUGGACAACAUUCAUAAAAAAGAUAAAAAACAGAAGUAUUAUGCUUGAGGAUCUAGAUACUAUUAAAUUAACAAUGGAAGUGAUUCUUGGCAUAAAUUUAUUAACUGAAAGAGUAACAAACGAGGAGGUUGCUGUAAUUUUCCAAAUAAUAUGUCUACAAUGCCAUGAACACUUCUCAGAGCAGAAUUUAUUAUUCAGUGACCAAGUUAAGGCUGUGGUAUUAAAAUAUUUGUUGAUCAAUAAAUUAGUAUUAGGUAAAGUUACAGACGCAUGGAACAAAUUGAUAGUCACCUUCUAUAGCUCGCUGUUGAGAAGUAAAUCUGCAAGGUUACAGGUAAUACAAUUAGUACCCUUACUUUUGAGUAACAAAAUUAUAUCAACCAGCAAAGCGAUAAGUGAUAUUUUUAUGCCUGCGUUUCUUCAAAAAGACAAAGAUUUACAAAAUACUAUAGCCAGUAAAUUAUCUAUGUUAGUAUGUAUGUCUCUCAGUACAUAUAGUGUUGUUAAAACAAAUGAACCAAUUGGGUAUGUGUUGGAUGAAAAAUGGGAUGUUUCUAUUGUAUGUCAUGAAUGCCAUAAAGAUAAAAAUUCAACAAACAAUUAUUCAGAAACAAUCAAAAAGACAUAUAGACAGUAUUGCUUAGAAACAAAUGCUUCAACACUGACCAAUAUUUCAUCAACAAAUGGUUUGAAGAACUUGUUUGGAAAGUUUUUGAACUAUCAACAAUAUUCUGAUUUAGAUAUAUCUGAAUUUUGGGCUACAAUUGGAGAAAUCAGCAAACAUUAUUAUGUAUUUGAUUAUGGAGUUUCUACUGCUGUUAUUAAUCAGCAAAACACCAAAUAUAUUUUGAAAGCUUUGAAACCAUUCCUUCAGUGUACUGAUGAAAAUGAAGAUUCCCCAACCCAAGAAACUGUUUUUAAUAUUUGCAUAAACUUACUACUGAAAUCCACUCAAGAGAGUUUAGAAACAAAUGACUAUAAUAUGCAGACAGAAACCUUAGAUUGUGUUAAAGAACUUGGUUUAUGUCGCAAUGGUAAAGUGAUUUUGCCGGUGACUAAACUUUUAGUUUACUUUAUAAUGCAGCCGCAGUGUUCUCUUGCCCCUAAAGCAGUUGUUUAUCUCAGGGAUGUUUGUGAAUUCCAAGGGUACACCCCUAACCAAACAUACCAAAGAUAUAAAAAGGACUAUUGCCGACUCUUCGUCGACUGCAGUCUCAAUAAUGGCAAAGAUUUCGCAGUAGCACUGCUUAAGGUCGUCAGAGCCUUCGGAUUUGUAGGCUAUAGGGACUUUAUCUCCAAGGAUGUUCACCACUUUCUGCCAUAUUUGAUGCCCUAUUGCAUUACUAUAAAGGAAGUUCCCUUUAUGAUUGAAGAGAUCGCGUCUUUAGUCCAAUGUUCAGUAUCAGAUUUCCUCAUAGAAAGAUUUCCGCAUAUAUAUGUACAUAUCUAUCUGACAGAAAAUAAAGAUGUUUCCAAAAAAUGCUACGGCAUUAUUGAGAAGUUGACCAAAAUGUCGGUUUUAAAUUUGAUUAAAAGACAUUUUAGGAUCAUACUAACGGAGUUCCUCUUACAAUAUUGUUGCGAUCCAGAAAAAGUGUUAAAUGCGUGCAGAUAUUUAGCAUGCCACGAUCCGGAUGUAUCCACUCCUCAAGGAAGUUUAUCUAUGAGUACAACUCAGAUAGCAGAUUUUUUAAACCCUAAAUUUCUUGGAGUGUUAGCGUACUUUGAUCAUAAAUUAGUGAACGCAAAGGUAGCAUUGUCAGUGAAGAGAAAAGCUUUGAAAAGUUUUCCAGACAUAAUACAGUUAAUGGGAGUAAAAUACCUAACACCACUGAGAUAUAAAGUACUCGCUACUUUGAGGUCUGCUUUGCCUCUCGUAAAAGAGUUCCCAAAGAUUCUAGCGGAAGCAUGGAGCGCUUUCAUUCAUAACAUUGAUACCAUUUCAUUAGGACCUCUGUUGCCCAAUCUUGCUGUUUCCUUAUUACAACAAAUUCAGUACGCGCCGCAAGAGAUCAACAAAAUUUUUCAAUACCUAAUUCUAAACAAUGAAAACUUAUUGAGUUCCUAUAUUUCUGAACUAUUUUUUGUCGACGAUGCGAAAAUAUCCGAGAGAGUAAAGAGCGUAAUUAAAAAACAUGUAAGGAGAACUCAGCCUGACGGUUUCUUGGAGAAAAUAAAAUGGUAUUUGCAGCAUUUAAAUCAAGAUAUUCCGAGCAUAAAGGCAUAUUCAUUUUCUCGUUUGAAUAAACUGUUGAAAUGUAAUAGAAAAGAGUUGCACAAGGCUAUAUUUGGUGGAAAAAACAUUGAUCCUGUUAUAGUAGAACUUAUCGACUGUCUCUUAGUUGGUUGCAAAGACCCCAAUACCGAAGUAAGUGCUUCGAGUGGGUCAUGUUUGGGUCAAUUGGGAGCCAUAGAGGCCGGUCAUUUACCGAGACAAUACGUACAACCAGAUCGCUCACCAUUUGCCUUUUCUAUUAAUGAUAAUUGUUUUGCUGCAACCGCGCUGAUUGAAUUGACUAGAGCUUUUCAGUAUGAGAAAGAUACUAUGAACAUGGACUGCUACGCUCUAACAAUACAAGAAAUUCUGAAAAUCUACGACAUUUCACCAACAGGUUCCAAAAAAGACGUGUGGGAUAGUUUCCCCGAGAAUAUGCAUCAAAUAAUGCUCCCUUUACUCAGCUCUAGAUACACAUUGGCCUAUCCGUCUCAGCCAAAAAAGGCUCAUCCACUAUUUGGAUCCGUGUACGCUACUACCUUUUUAGAAUGGUCGCAUAAUUGGUCGGGACAGUUGAUACCUCUGAUAGAAUCGGAUAAUAUAAGGGAAUUACUUCGAACGGUACAUCCAAGCAUGCGGCGUGACGUCAGAACUCUGUUUUUGUUUCUACCCUACGUACUGUUACAUGCAGUGAUGUCGAAGAAUAACGUUCAGUAUAUCCAAGAGGAAAUGUUAGCGGUCAUAAAUACGUGCGCUGAAAUUUACGAAAAUGACGUCGCAAUUACAUCUGAACGAUCGAAGUAUAAAAUGAUACGCCAUAUUCGAAUGACGCCUAAUAUUAAUUAUAUACAGGCGGAGGAAGGCAACCAGGGAAAAUAUAGCAAGACUGUCUACACUCUUUUAGAUUUCCUAAAUAGAUGGCUUCUAGAGUGGAUGCAUACUAAGCAGCGUCCUCAUGAGAACGAGAAUUAUAAGGCAAUACAAAAGUUUAUAGAGAAAUUUGAUAAAUUGGCAAUAGCGAGAGGCAAUUUCGCAUGUGGGGAGCUGGAAAGGGCUCUACAGUACCUCGAGUUAUACAUGGAUGGUGAUAAGCAGAGGAUCCAGAGUCAGUUACCAUUUCUGGCUGAAAUAUAUGCAUUGUUGGAUGAACCUGACUCUGUUGCUGGAAUUUUAACGAUAAAGCGAUCAGAACCAUCCUUGAAGGAGUUAAUACUAGCGCAGGUAGUGACAGGACGGUUGCAAGACGCGGCGCUUUGCUACGAGCGGCUUGCGCAGGAGGGACAGCUUGACAGACAUAGUCUUCAGGGUAUGAUCGACUGUUACUUAGGUUUGGACCAGCCAUUUACAGCUUAUCGACUAUUAAGUGAACAAGAAGUAGAUGACACUAUGAUGGAAUUAUCUGCUGAACCCUUAUGGAGAUUGGGAAGAUUUGAACAACUGGAUGAAUUAGUCUCUAAAUCAGUGCCAUCAUCACGUGAAAACUGGGGUCUGUUAAUGGGCCGAAUUCUACUGUCGUAUCGUAAGCAAGAAGAGGAUUAUUUCAAAGUGUCAUGCGCAGACGCAAGGAACAGGCUUCUAUUGCAAAUGGAUGCGGAGACUCGCGGCGAAAGUGCGUUACGUAGUGGUUAUCAAAGUGUUUUAGGUCUCCAUAUCAUAUCAGAAGCCGGACAUGCCGAGGAAGCUCUGAAAGGGCUCAAAAAUAUCCAAGAUGGUGAAAAUUAUGGUGAUGAAUUAAUAAGUAGUUUACUCGACGAAUGGAGGCAGAGAUUGUCUGUAGUACAAUCUGAUGUGAGAACUGUGGAGCCCUUAUUACGUAUAAGAAGAAUAUUAUUACAACAGACACAGGAGUUAUUGGAACCAACUCACCCGAUGACGUCAAGUAAACUCCGAUCUUGCAUCGGGGACUUGUGGCUUCAAAGCGCAAAACAUGCAAGGAAAGCCGGAAUUUUUCAACAGGCAUACAUGUACAUAUUAAACGCAGAGGAAUAUCAACCAGAACAGUUGUUUAUUGAAAAAGCCAAAAUGUACUGGGCUAGAGGACAACAGGAGCAGGCGUUUACGACCUUACGACGAGGGUUAGAUGAUGCCUAUCCGCAACUCGAAAAUCUUAGCCAGGAACAAAGAAAAAUAUGUGCUAAAGCAAAGUUACUGAUCGCGAAAUACAACGAUGAAACAACGAAUGUGGACGUUGACGUUAAUAUUGGGUACUACAAGGAAGCAGUUGAUGUUUUCAAGCAAUGGGAGAAGAGUCUUGUAUGUUUGGGUUCUUAUUACGAGAAAGUGAGUAGUUCUGAAGUAGCAAGCGAUAAUGGUGCCAUGUGGACUAGACGUAUUUAUGCUUUGAACAGUUAUGGGAAAGCUUUACAAUAUGGACAUAAAUAUUUGUACCAGAGCAUGCCUAGGAUGCUGUCAAUAUGGUUGGAUGUAGAAGUGACGUCAUCAGAUACAAGUAUCCACUCGGUGCUUGCGCAAAUGACAGAAAUCAUCAAAACUUAUUCUGAAAGACUACCAAUAUACCUUUACUUGACUGCCUUCUCGCAAAUUGUGUCCAGGAUAUGCCAUCCAGUUAAAGAGGUGUACCUUCAACUAAAAGCAAUAAUAGUGAAACUGAUAAUGGCCUACCCUCAACAUACAUUAUGGAUGAUGCUCUGUGUAGUGAAGUCCAGUUACCCUCAACGAAAAAAGCGAUGUGCUGACGUGUUUGCUGACCCAAGACUCAAAGAACCGCAUAUGUUGAAACUCGUGUCUGAUUUCACACUAUUGGCUGAGAAGUUGAUAGAACUCUGCAAUAAACCUAUUGCUGAAAGUGGAUCUACAACCAAAGUAUCAUCGCUAGUCCAAACUCUUCCGCGUCUUCUGGCAAAGGAUAACUUCAGCCAUAUAAUGAUGCCGUUCCAGGAGUUUUGUAAGAUCGUUCUGCCAUCAAAAGCGGCUAGACAGGAACGCAUAGAUUUUAAUAUACCCGCGGCGCCACCUGUCUAUAUCGCAGGUAUAGAGGAGCAAAUACAGAUAUUGCCGUCUUUACAAAAACCGAGGAAAGUCACGUUGAAAGGUUCAGAUGGUAAAUCGUACAUAAUAAUGUUGAAACCUCGAGACGAUCUCCGAAAAGACUUUCGUCUGAUGGAAUUCAAUGCGGUUGUGAACAGGUUCCUUCAAGAUGCGCCAGAAACCAGACGUAGACGGCUUUAUAUUCGAACCUAUAGUGUUUUACCCCUGAAUGAGGAAUGUGGCCUUAUCGAGUGGGUCCCAAACCUCGUAGGCUUAAGGCCGGUGCUUAUACAUAUUUAUAAGCAAAAAGGUAUCCAUACAAGCAACCGCGAGCUAAAAGAAAUGAUGUGCCUCAACAAAGAUCCAGUUGAUAAGAAACGGCGUAUAUUCGAGCAGCAGCUGCUUCUUAGACAUCCACCGCUCUUCCAGGAGUGGUUUAGGAGGGUCUUCGCCGAUCCAUAUGGAUGGUAUCAAGCGCGAUCGGCAUACAUCAGAACUACAGCAGUAAUGUCCAUGGUGGGAUAUAUUUUGGGACUUGGCGACCGACACGGCGAGAAUAUAUCCUUCGACUCGACCAAUGGUGAUACAGUUCAUGUAGACUUUAAUUGUCUCUUUAAUAAGGGCGAGGCUUUUGAAUGGCCUGAGAGAGUGCCUUUUCGUCUCACGCAUAAUAUGGAGGCUGCUAUGGGACCACUAAAGCACGAGGGGAUGUUUAGAAAAAGCUGCGAAGCGGUAAUGCGUGCGUUACGAGAACAAACAGCAGCGUUGAUGUCAGUGAUUGGUCCGUUCGUGUACGAUCCCUUGGUAUCGUGGGGUCGAGCACGCCUUGACUGCGCUGAAAGGACGAACGAACAAGCUUUACAUCAUUUAAGACAUAUAAAACAAAGACUCAAUGGCAUGGUUAAAACGAAGAAUAAGCAGCUAUCUCUUUCCCUGUCUGCAGAAGGUCAAGUGGAACAUCUCAUAGUUGAAGCUACGAGUGUACACAACCUGUGUCAGAUGUAUAUCGGAUGGGGACCAUUUUUGUAA
Pieris macdunnoughi is the source of this 7557-nucleotide messenger RNA. The record is from the annotation of a GenBank genome assembly. Lineage: Eukaryota; Metazoa; Arthropoda; Insecta; Lepidoptera; Pieridae.